AUGGCUGGAGUUGUGGAGAUUUUCCUCCUGGCUCUCCUCAGUCUGCAGACAGUGACGGGGACGGGGCACUGGUGUGAACAUGUGGUGGAGGAGAGCGUGGAUCGAGUGCUGUCCCCCCGCCUGCAGCGUGAAGCCAGCUGCUCGGAGGUGUACCAGUACGACACGCAGGGCUGGAGGCUGGACGUGGACAGGAUGCGCGCCAAGCACGGCGGCGACGACGGCAUCGCUCUGUACUACAAGCAGCAGGGGCCCAGAGCGUCCUGCUUCCUCUACAAACCUCCAGAAGUGGACCACUCCAGGGUGAACAGGACGGUGAGGAGCUGCUGCGAGGGCUGGGGAGGAGCGCGCUGCACUGAAGGCGUGGGCGUGCGGGGGCGCUGCUUCUCCACGUGGAGCUGCCAGGAGUUCCCCGGAGUCCACAACUCGUCCCUGAUGUCGGUGGAGCAGUGCUGCGGCGGCCUGUGGGGGCGGAGCUGGAGGAACGCCUCGGACCACGCCUGCCUGUCCUGCACAUACACCCUGCUCCCAGACUCGCCGUCGUCCCCCCGGGUGCGCGGCGCUCUGCUCCCCCAGGGCUCGGCCACGUGCUCGUCCUGGGGGGGAGCUCACUACCGGACCUUCGACCGGCGACACUUCCACUUCCAGGGUGGCUGCACCUACCUCCUGGCCUCGUCUGCCGACGGCACCUGGGCCGUGUACAUCGGCACGGCGUGCGACGGGCGAGGACACUGCAGCAAGGCACUAAGGAUGAUGCUGGGUCUGGACUUGGUUUCAGUUCAGAAUGGAACCUUGACCCUGAACGAGCUCGCUGUCCCAAACGGAGAGCCGCUCUUUCAGAACGGAGUGAGCGUCCGCUGGCUGGGCGACUUCCUGUUUGUGGAGAGCGGCCUGGGGGUGAGGCUGAAGUUCGACCUGAACAACACAGUGUACCUGACGGUGACGGCAGAGCACCUGGGGGCCACCAGGGGGCUCUGUGGAGUCUACAACAACGACCCCGGCGAUGAUUUCACCACCGUGAGUGGCUCGGUGUCGCUGUACGCCGCCAGCUUUGGAAACUCCUGGAAAGUUCCAGACCGACGCAACGAAGACUGCAGCGAUGCGGCCGAGCUCGGCCACAGCUGCGACGUCGAGGCGGACGACGGCCUGCGGCGGCGGGCAGAAGCCGAGUGCCACCGGCUGCUGCAGAGCCCCUUCACACACUGCCACCAGCGGCUGGACCCCGCGGUCUACACAGAGGCCUGCCUGUACCUGUACUGCAGCGUGCCGCCGGCCGCCCGGCGGGCCGCCGUGUGCGACACGCUGGCCAGCUACGCCCGGGACUGCGCCCAGCAGCAGGUGGUCCUGGCCUGGAGGACGGACGCCCUCUGUGCCCGAGUCUGUCCCGGAGGACAGGUCUUCUCCGACUGUGUGUCCUCCUGCGCCCCCAGCUGCGCCUCCCCCCAGCCCCCCGGGCCUCCGGCUCGCUGCAGGGAGGAGUGUGUGGGGGGGUGCGAGUGCCCCCCCGGCCUGUUCCUGCACCGGGGCCUGUGCCUGCAGCCCGACCGCUGUCCCUGUUUCCACCGGAGACGCUCCUACCAGGCGGGGGACACCAUCCAGCAGCAGUGCAACACCUGCACCUGCAGAGCAGGACAGUGGCAGUGCUCCAGGGAGAAGUGUGCAGCCCAGUGCAGCCUGAUGGGGGCGCUGCAGGUCACCACCUUUGACAGGAAGCGGUACUCCCUGCAGGGGGGGGACUGCCCCUUCAUCGCUGUGGAGGACUUUGUGGACAAGAAGCUGGUGGUGAGCCUGCGCUGCGGGGAGUGUACGGCGGGUGGAGGAGGAGGAGGAGGAGGAGGAGGAAGAGGAGGGUGUCUGAAGGAGGUGUCGGUCACUGCUCUUCGCACCACAGUCACCAUCACCGACACCGGCGCAGUGAUGCUGAACGGCCAGAGGGAGGCGCUGCCCGCGGUGACGGGGGACCUGGUGGUCCGCCGGCCGUCCUCCUCCUUCCUGCUGGUCCAGACCUUCGGGGCCCAGCUGCUCUGGUUCCUGCAGGGACCCCUAGUCCUGGUUUCCCUGCAGCCUGGCUUCUCUAACAAGGUCCGCGGCCUGUGCGGGACCCUGACCUGGAACCAGCUGGACGACUUCACCACGCCCGACGGAGACGUGGAGACCAGCGUCCGGUCGUUUGCCGACAAGUUCCGUACGGAGCGGUGCGUGCUGCCGCCGGGCGCCGCCCCGGACCCCUGCUCCACCUACAGCCAGAGGCGGGGCCACGCCGAGGCGCUGUGCGCCGUGGUCCACAGCGCCGUCUUCCAGCCGUGUCACGACGUGGUGGACAGGGAUCCGUACUUCCGCCUGUGCCUGUCCGAGGUGUGCGGCUGCGCCCCCCACGGGGCGUGCCACUGCACCGUCCUCACGGCGUACGCCCGGCACUGCGCCCAGGAGGGCGUGGCCACGCCCUGGAGGAACCACACCUUCUGCCCUGUCCAGUGUUCGGGGGGCCAGGUGUACCAGGAGUGCGGCCGGGCCUGCGGGGCGUCCUGCUCCGACCUGCGACAGGCCCGGAGCUGCGAGGACGAGGGCGACGGGGAGUGUGUGCCGGGCUGCCAGUGCCCCCCCGGGCUGGCGCAGGACCACCGGGGCCAGUGCGUUCCGGUCUCCCUGUGCCCCUGUGUGGAGGGGGGGCGGACGUACCCCCCCGGGGCCAAGCUGCAGAACAGCUGUAACGUCUGCGUGUGCGAGCGCGGACGCUUCAACUGCACCCAGGAGCGCUGCCGGGACUCGAACCGCUGUCCCGGCUCUCUGGUCUACGCCCCGCGCUCCUGCCUCCUCACCUGCUCCGGCCUGGACCCCCCCGGCGGCCCCGGCCCCCGGUCCGGCUGCAGGGAGCCCCUGUCCGGCUGCGUCUGUCCUCAGGACACCGUCCUGCUGGGCGAUCGCUGCGUUCACCCUGACCAGUGUCCCUGUCACCACAACGGACGCCUGUACUACAGCAACGACACCAUCACCAAAGACUGCAACACCUGUGUGUGUCGGGAGCGGCGCUGGCACUGCAGCCGGCUGGCCUGCGCCGGCGUGUGCGUGGCCACCGGCGACCCGCACUACGUGACCUUCGACGGCCGCGGCUUCUCCUUCCUGGGCGACUGCCAGUACGUCCUGGCCCAGGAGGAGGGCGGCGCCUUCAGCGUGACGGCCGAGAACGUCCCCUGUGGCAGCGCCGGGGUCACCUGCACCAAGUCCGUCACCCUCAGCCUGGGGAAUACCGUCAUACACCUGCUGAGAGGCAGAGCCGUGGCGGUGAACGGGAUGCCGGUGACCCUGCCGCGGUCCUACAGCGGCAGCGGUCUCACUCUGGAGCGGGCGGGCCUGUUCGUGGCGCUGUCGUCUCGCCUCGGGGUCACGCUGCUGUGGGACGGAGGGAUGCGUGUGUACGUGCGCCUGGCGGCUCAGCUGCGCGGCCGGGUGGGGGGCCUGUGCGGGAACUUCGACGGCGACGCGGCGAACGACUUCACCACGCGGCAGGGCAUCGUGGAGUCCACCGCCGAGCUGUUCGGGAACUCCUGGAAGGUCAGCCCGUCCUGUCCCGACGUGGCCGAGCAGGACCUGCGAGACCCCUGCACCGUCAACCCGCACAGACUGACGUGGGCCCGGAAGAAGUGCGCCGUGCUGACCCAGGAUGUGUUCUCACCCUGUCACCUGGAGGUCCCCUUCCAGCAGCACUACGACUGGUGUGUGUUCGACGCCUGCGGGUGUGACUCCGGUGGGGACUGUGAGUGUCUCUGCACGGCGAUCGCCGCCUACGCCGAGGAGUGCAACCGCCGGGGGGUUUACAUCCGCUGGAGGUCCCAGGAACUCUGCCCCCUACAGUGUGAGAACGGGCUGGUGUACGAGCCGUGUGGCGCGGCGUGCUCGAGGACGUGUCCCGGCGUGGAGACCAGUCCUCACUCGCAGUGUGCAGCGCUGUCCUGUGUGGAGGGCUGCUUCUGUCCCGCCGGCACCGUCCGACACGGAGACAGCUGUGUGGCGCCCAGCCAGUGCCCGUGUGAGUGGGAGGGCUCCAUGUUCCCCCCGGGGAGCGCCGUCACUCGGCACUGCCAGAACUGCUCCUGUGUGGACGGGCUGUGGCGGUGCGAGGGCGUCUCCUGCCCCCCUCCCCCGCCCCCCUGCCUGGAGGCCGAGUUCCCCUGCGCCGGCGGCCGCUGCAUCCCCUCGCAGUGGGUCUGCGACAACCAGGACGACUGCGGAGACGGCUCGGACGAGGUCUGCCCGUCCACCUACUGCGGCGUGGCGUGUGACCGGGGGGAGUUCCUGUGUGCGGGGGGGCGCUGCAUCCUCUACCUGCACCGCUGCGACGGCCACGACGACUGUGGAGACCUGAGCGACGAGAGGGGGUGUGUGUGCGCGCCGGGCGAGUUCCAGUGUCCCGGGGAUCAGUGUGUCCCCGCAGGCAGAGUGUGUGACGGACGCACCGACUGCCCGUCGGGGACGGACGAAGCCGUCUGCCCCAGUAAAGUGACCUGCGCUCCGGCUCAGUUCGCCUGUGCCGACGGCACCUGUGUGUCCGAGACCCAGCUGUGUGACGGCGCGGCGGACUGUCCUGGCGGUGAGGACGAGAACCUCACCAACUGCUACGCUGCGACCACGACCCCGCCGCCGCCGCCGCCCGUCACCGCGGCCUCAGGUACGAGACCCUGCAGGCCGUACGAGUUCAGCUGUGCCACGGUGGAGCAGUGUGUGCCUCAGGCGUGGCGCUGCGACGGGGAGACGGACUGCGCGGACGCCAGCGACGAGCAGCGGUGCCCCGCCCCCUGCGGUCCGGGUCGGGUGCCGUGCCUCGGCGGGGAUCAGUGUGUGGAGUACUGGCAGCUGUGUAAGACGGUGUCCCCGGCGCCCCCCGGUGGCAGGAACGGCUCCGUCCCCUGCCCCGAGUUCACCUGUCUGGACGGAAGCUGCGUCCCGUUCAACCUGGUGACGGCGGACUGCCCGGACGCCUCGCCGGCGGACGAGCGGGGCUGCCGGGGGUGGAGCCCCUGGGGCCCCUGGAGCCCCUGCAGCGCCACCUGCGGGCCGGGCGCCUCCAGCCGCAGGAGGUCCUGCCCCCCAGGAGACCCGCUGCUGCACUGCCGCGGUCCGGAGGUCCAGAGACAGCAGUGCUUCAACGCCAGCUGCCCCGUGGACGGCCGGUGGCUGCCGUGGGGGAGCUGGUCCAACUGCUCCAGCGGCUGUGGGGGGGUUCAGGUCCGACGCAGAGGCUGCGUCCCCCCUGUCCACGGAGGACGGGCCUGUCCCCAGCUGCCCGGACCGUCCAGCCUGCCCAUGGAAAUCAGACCGUGUCCCAGUGACGGCUGUGCCAACGCCAGCUGCCCCCCCGGCCUGGUGAGGCUCCACUGCGCCCCCUGCCCGCUGUCCUGUGCCCACAUCAGCAGCCAGACCGCCUGCGAUCCCGCCGCGCCCUGCUUCUCAGGCUGCUGGUGCCCCCCCGGUCAGGUGAUGAGCCCGGCUCAGGAGUGUGUGUCGCCGGAGCAGUGUGUGUGUGAGGUGGCGGGUGUGCGCUACUUCCCGGGCCAGCAGGUGAAGGUGGACUGUGAGAUCUGCGUGUGCGAGCGAGGCCGGCCCCAGAAGUGCCGGCCCCACCCGGACUGCUCAGCGCGCUGUGGGUGGUCCUCCUGGUCCGAGUGGGGCCAGUGUCUGGGGCCCUGCGGCGUCCAGAGCGUCCAGUGGUCGUUCCGCAGCCCCGUGGGCCCCGGCGGGGGAGGGGCCGGGGACCGGACGGCGUGCAGGGGCAUCUACAGGAAAGCUCGCCGCUGUCAGACGGAGCCCUGUGGCGACUGUGAGUUUCAGGGUCAGUCUCACGCCGUCGGGGAUCGGUGGCGGGCGGAGGAGUGCCGGCUGUGCCACUGCCUGUCCAACCUGACGGUGCAGUGCUCCCCCUACUGUCAGUACGCCGUCAGCGGCUGUCCUCAGGGUCUGAGGCUGAUUCCUGGAGAGGGAGAGCGCUGCUGUUUCUGCCAAGGCAGUAAUGGCAGCGCGCCGGUAACGGCAGGUCCAGUCACCGUGACCUCCACACCAGCAGAGGACGCCACAGCGCCGGUCCCUACGUACCCACUUCCUCCUGGAGAUGAGUGCUGGUCUCCUCUGGGGGUCCAGACUCUCCCGGCCUCCAGCUUCAGGGCCUCGUCCCAGCAGGCCGGUCACCCCCCCGACGCGGCCCGGCUCCACGGUCCAGAACCGGGGGAGUACGAGGACCUGCCCCAGCGGAGCCCCGGCGGCGGCGGCGGCCCCCCGCGGGGCCCCUACCUGCAGGUGGACCUGCUGCGACCGUACAACGUGACGGGCGUGCUGACGCAGGGCGGCGGCGCCUCCGGGACCUUCGUGUCCAGCUUCCUCCUGCAGUUCGGCUCCGACGGGGAACGGUGGCACACCUACAGAGAGCUGGUGACUGGAGGUCACCGCGCCCGAGCCAAGGUGUUCCUGGGUAACCACGAGGACGGCGGCGUGGCGGAGGUCAGGCUGGACAGGAUGGUGUCGGCCCGGUUCGUCCGCCUGCUGCCUCACGACUUCCAGAACGCCAUCUACCUCCGCCUGGAGGUCAUGGGCUGCGGAGACUCAGAGGGCGACCAGUGGCUGACCUCGCCCGCCCCGCCCUCGCCCGCCUCCCCGACGGGGCCGUCCACCCCCGCCCCCGGCCCCGCCCCCCUCAGGACUCCGUCCAUGGCCGCCGUCUCUCAUCCAGCUACAACGGUUGGCGUUCCAGGCUACCGUGGCGUCUGCUCCGCCCCCCUGGGCCUGGAGGACGGGAGGAUCCGUUACGGUCAGCUGAGCUCCUCGUCGCAUCGAGAGAACAACCCGGCCGACGCCGGACGGCUCAACAUCGUACCCAACGUUCAGGUGAUGGAGCCCGGGUGGAGCCCCCUGCCCUCCGACCCUCGCCCGUACUUCGAGGUGGACUUCCUGGAGCCCACCUGGGUGUCGGGGCUGGUGACUCAGGGCAGCCAGCGCAUGUGGGGCUACCUGACCAAAUACCGGCUGGCCUUCGCCCUGCACGGCGCCGCCUUCACGGACUACGCCGAGACCCCCGGAGGCCCCGCCAGGGUGUUCGAGGUUCGGAUGGUGGGCAGGACGCCCGUCACCCGCUGGCUGGGGCACCUGGUUCGAGCCCGCUACAUGCGCAUCAUCCCCACCGAGUUCAGACACACCUUCUACCUGCGGGUGGAGAUCCUGGGCUGCAGGGGAGACGAGCUGGUGACUCCCAGCAGUCGGAGCACGUCGCCCUCCGCUGGCGGGAAGGCGCGGCGCUGCGAUCCGGGCCAGUUUGCGUGCGUUGACAGCGAGGAGUGCGUCUCCGCCGCCGCGCUGUGCGACGGCCGUCCGGACUGCGGGGACGGCUCGGACGAGACGAGCUGUGGAACAGCUCCCCCCGGAGGCUUCCCCGGCCUGCAGAACCAGACCAGCGUCUCAGGAAGACCAGGACUGGCGACACAACCCGCCGAGCCGCACGUCUCCUCCGCUGAGGUCACCACAGGUCACCCGGGGCUUCGCGCCACCACCCCGCUGCGCCCCGGUGGACCUGGUCUUCAGACCACGGCAGCCCCGUCCGUCACCACCCCCACCUCCCGGGACGGGGGCCUACCCAGGGUGCAUUGCGUGGCGGGUCAGUUCGCCUGCCGCUCGUCCGGCUGCGUGGACGCCUCUCGGGUGUGCGACGGCAGGAGGGACUGCGCCGACGGGUCGGAUGAGGACCGCUGCGGCACGCCGCGGCCCGCCGUCACGCCGCCACGCCCCCCGCUGCCCAGCCCCUGCUCUCUGAAGCAGUUCAGCUGUGCGAGCGGGGAGUGCGUCCACCUGGACCGGAGGUGUGACCUGCAGAGGGACUGCCUGGACGGCUCGGACGAGGCCGACUGCGUGGACUGCGUCAUGUCUCCGUGGACGGCGUGGAGCGCCUGCAGCGUGUCCUGCGGUCUGGGCUCUGCGUUCCGGCAGAGGGACGUCCUGAGGGACGCUCUGCCCGGCGGCUCCUGCGGAGGAGCCCAGUUCGACAGCAGAGCCUGUUUCCCUCGGGCCUGUCCAGUCCACGGUCUCUGGUCCGCCUGGACCGAGUGGUCGGACUGUGACUCCGGGUGUGGCGGGGGCGUCCGGCAGCGGAACCGGAGCUGCUCCGAUCCUCCCCCCAAGAACGGAGGCCUGGACUGUGAGGGGAUGAGCCGGCAGAGCCAGAGCUGCAACCAGCAGCCCUGCGGCGAAGACACGGGCUCACAGACAGGCUGCGUUAACGGCAUGACGCUGGUGACGGAGGAGGACUGUCGGGCCGGGACGGCGGACCCCUGCCCCCCCACCUGCUCACAGCUCGGCUCCACCGACAACUGCUCCGCCCCCUGCGUCCCGGGGUGUCGCUGUCCGCCCGGUCUGUUCCUGCAGGACGGCCGCUGUGUGAACUCCAGCCGGUGUGUGUGCGAGUGGGACGGCGGGACGCUGCCGCCGGGCCAGGUGGCGGUCCGGGGCGAGUGCACCACCUGCACCUGCAGGGACGGGCUGGUGUCCUGCGACCCGUCCGGCUGCAUGACUUCCUGUCAGUGGUCCGCCUGGUCGUCCUGGUCGCCGUGCGGCGUGAGCUGUGGCCUGGGCCUGCAGCAGCGCUACAGGUGGGGCGUCCCGUCUGCGCUGGCCCCGGCGGGGUCGGUUUGGGUCCGGCCCUGCCCGGGAGACUCCUCCGAGGCCCGACGCUGCUCCACCUCCUGUCAACCCGACGGAGCCUGGAGUGAGUGGACCGCCUGGUCGGACUGCAGCAAGACCUGUUUCAACCACGUGGACCAGGUGGGGAUCAGACGGAGGUUUCGCAGCUGCAACGGCUCGACGCUGUGGUUCAACCACACCUGUGACGGAGACACGGAGGAGCAGGAGCCCUGCAACACCGUCCACUGCCCAGUGCACGGCGCCUGGUCGGCCUGGUCGCCGUGGUCCGAGUGCUCGUCCCAGUGCGACUCUGGCGUUCAGACCCGGGAGCGGCGGUGCCGGUCGCCGGCGGCCCGGCACGGCGGGAGGGGCUGCCCCGGACCGCACAUCCAGACCGGAGACUGUAACUCCCAGCCGUGCUCAGGCGUGUGUCCCGACGGGAUGUCCUACAUGACGGCGGCGGAGUGCCGGGCUCAGGGCGGCGCCUGCCCCCGCCUCUGUCUGGACAUGACCUCCGCCGAGGUGGAGUGCGCCACGGUGUGCUACGACGGCUGCUACUGCGCCGCGGGGUUCUACCUGCUGAACGGCAGCUGCGUGGCGCUGCAGCAGUGUCCCUGUUACCACCAGGGGGCGACGUACCCGGCCGGGUCCAGCCUGCCUGCGGACGCCUGCAACAACUGCUCCUGCAUUAAUGGAGAAAUGGAGUGUGGCUCCGCCCCCUGUCCAGUGGACUGCGGCUGGAGCAGCUGGACUCACUGGAGCUCCUGCAGCCGGACGUGCGACGUGGGCGUGAGGCGGCGGUACCGCUCGGGGACAAACCCGCCGCCGGCGUUCGGCGGCCGUCCCUGCAGGGGGGACAGGGUCGGGAUGGACACCUGCAGCAUCGAGCCCUGCUUCGGCGUUACUGGUCCCUGGACCUCCUGGUCCCAGUGCUCGGUGACGUGUGGCGGAGGCUACCGGACCAGAACCCGGGGCCCCAUCCGGGUCCACGGCACCGCCCGGCAGUUCAGCGCCUGUAACCUGCAGCCGUGCGCGGCGGGCCGGGCGUGUCCUGCCGGCAUGCAGUGGACGCAGUGCGUCACCGGUCCCGUCUCCUGUGCCGACGUCUCCGUGGGGCUGAGCAGGAACUGCACGCCGGGCUGCCGGUGUCCACAGGGGGCGCUGCAGCAGGACGGAGUGUGUGUCCAGGAGUCGGACUGCCGCUGCCUGCAGGACGGACAGCAGUACCAGCCAGGAGACGCCGUCCCCUCAGGCUGUAACAACUGCUCGUGUGAAGCGGGGCGGCUGGUGAACUGCUCCGGAGUGGCCUGCGCCGACGAGACUCUGUGGUCCUCCUGGACCCCCUGGGGUCCCUGCUCCCUCUCCUGUGGACCGGGUCUCCGGUCCCGGUACCGCUUCUGUCCCGCACCGCGGCGAGUGGGCGGGGCUCCGCCGUGCGACGGCCCCCACCGGGAGGACCAGGUCUGCGUGGUGGCGCCGUGCGAGCGUGACGGGGGCUGGGGACCCUGGACCCGAUGGAGCCACUGCACCAAGUCGUGCGGUGGGGGGGUUCGAAGCCGGAGGAGGGAGUGCGACAGUCCCAGUCCAGAGGGGGGGGGCCGAUACUGUGAGGGUCUGCGGACCGAGGUGACGGUGUGUAACGCCGACCACUGUCCAGUCCCACCCUGCUCCCAGGUCCCUGGAACAGCGUUCAGCAGCUGUGGCCCGUCCUGUCCUCGCUCCUGUGACGACCUGGCUCACUGCCAGUGGCUCUGUGAGCCCGGCUGUUACUGCACGGGGGGGAAGGUUCUGUCUGCGAACGGCAGCGUCUGCCUGCAGCAGGACGACUGUCCCUGCCUGGACCUGGACUCUGGACGCAGGCUGCUGCCCGGAGAGACCACCAGGGCCCCGGACGGCUGCAACAACUGUACCUGUGACGCUGGGAGGUUGAACUGCUCCUCGGACCCCUGUCCAGUGUCCGGAGGCUGGUGCCAGUGGUCCGACUGGACCCCCUGCUCCCGGACCUGCGGGGCGGAGUCGGUGAGCCGGUACCGGAGCUGCGGCUGCCCCGAGCCCCGGGCCGGAGGGGAACCGUGUCCCGGAGAGCAGGACACCCACGGCGGCGUCGGAGUCCAGAUCCAGAGGCAGAGCUGUCCCGUCACCGCCUUCUGUCCAGUUCACGGCUCGUGGAGCUCCUGGUCGUCGUGGUCGGAGUGUGACGGCUGUGCCGGGUCGUCCACCCGGACCCGGGACUGCAGCAGUCCUCCGGCCCGGUUCGGCGGUCUGCCCUGCCUGGGGGCGAGCCGGCAGACCCGCGGCUGCCGGGACAACUCCACCCACUGCUCAGACUGCGGCGGCGGCGUGGACCGCUGGUCCUGCGGGAAGCCCUGCCCCCGCUCCUGCUCCGACCUGCACGGCGACGCCGAGUGCCUCGACCCCGCCGGAUGCUCCCCGGGCUGCGGUUGCCUCGGCGACCAGGUGCUGCAGGACGGAGCGUGCGUGGACCGCGACGAGUGCCGCUGCAGAUACCACAACGGCUCGGCCACCGGUUCGAUCCCCGCUCGGCCCGCCAGGCGAGCCAAAGCUGCGACGGAUCCCCGGCCGCUCUGUGAUCGCUCGCUUCUGUCUGCAGGUGGUCCGGAUCCCACCAACACGUCCCGGGUCUGGCCCGGCGGAGCGGACUGGGAGACCCUGAACCCCGGAGAGAACAUCGCCAGCGACUGUAGAAACUGCUCCUGCCAGGCCGGCGUCCUGCACUGCGUCUCUGUCCCCGGCUGCCGAGUGGACGGCGAGUCCCCCUGGUCCCCCUGGUCCCCCUGGUCCUCCUGGUCCUCCUGGUCGUCCUGCUCGGUCAGCUGCGGGGGGGGACAGCAGUCCCGGUCUCGGCUGUGCGUCUCGCCGCCCUGCAGCGGAUUCAGUCGACAGAGUAAAACCUGCAACAGUCACGUGUGUCUGGACGUGGGCUGUCCUCCGGGCCGGCUGUACCGGGAGUGCGAGCGCGGCGAGGGCUGCCCGUUCAGCUGCUCCCAGGUCAGCGGCCGAGACGGCUGCUACUCGGACGGCUGCGAGGAGGGCUGCCACUGUCCGCCGCACGCCUUCCAGCACCGGGACGUCUGCCUGCAGGAGUGUCCGUGUGCGGUGGACGGAGAGCUGCUGGACGCUCUGCGCGCCGUGUCCACCACCACGCCGCCGCUGUUCCACAACGUCUCUGAGGGGGCGGAGUUCAGCUCCGGAGACACGUUAGAGCACGACUGCAGCGCCUGUGUCUGUGAUCACGGCCGCUGGAACUGCUCCCUGGAGCACUGUCCCGUGGACGGGGCCUUGUCCCCGUGGGGCCCCUGGACCCCCUGCUCGCUGUCCUGCGGCGGUCUGGGACUGAAGACCCGCUCCAGGGCCUGCACGGACCCGGCCCCGGCCCACGGCGGGAGGGACUGCCGGGGCCCCCGGCUGGAGACCACGUACUGCCAGGCCCCCGACUGUCCAGAUGAGGACGACGGGUUCUCCCCCUGGUCCUCCUGGACCCCCUGCUCUCGGACCUGCACCGACGCCCUCCGCCCGGCCACCAAGUCCCGGCGCCGCCUCUGUGCCACGCCCCCCUGCUCCGGAAGCUCCCUGCAGGAGAAAGCCUGCAACCUGCCGCAGUGCCCAGGGGGGUGUGUGGGGCCGGACUGCGCCCAGAGGAACUGCUCCUGGACGGACUGGGGGGACUGGGGGUCCUGCUCGCGGUCCUGCGGGGUGGGCCAGCAGCAGAGGGUCCGGACCUUCCUGGGACCGGGACUCAACGGCUCCUGGUGCGAAGACAUCCUGGGAGGGAACCUGGAGAACCGCUUCUGCAACAUCCGGCCCUGCAAAGUGGACGGCGGCUGGUCCCGUUGGAGUCCCUGGUCCCGCUGCGAUAAGCCGUGUGGCGGCGGACGCUCCAUCCGGACCCGGUCCUGUUCCAGCCCCCCCCCGAAGAACGGGGGCAGGAAGUGUGAGGGCGAGAAGAACCAGGUGAAGCCCUGCAACACCAGGCCCUGCGACGAGGCCGGAUGUCCUCCGGGACAGGAGUUCGUCUCCUGCGCCAACCAGUGUCCCCAGCGCUGCUCGGACCUCCAGCAGGGCAUCGAGUGCCAGGACAGCGCCGAGUGCCAGCCGGGCUGCCGCUGCCCCACAGGCGAGCUGCAGCAGGACGGCCUGUGCGUCCGCCUGUGGCAGUGCGACUGUGUGGACGCCCUGGGCCAGGUGUGGGCGGCCGGCAGCUCUCACCAGGCCGACUGCAACAACUGCAGCUGCCGGGACGGCCGGCUGCUCUGCAGCAACCACAGCUGCCGGGCCGGCUGCGUGUGGAGCUCCUGGUCCAGCUGGGCGGCGUGCAGCGUGUCCUGUGGGCGGGGCCAGAGGACCAGAUACAGGUCUCUGAUCCCUGAGGCGGACGGGACGGACUGUAACUUCGAGGAGGUCCAGCACCGAGGCUGCGACCCGGGACCCUGCCCGCCCCUCUGUCUCCACGGCGACCGGGAGCUGAGCGUGGGAGACACCUGGCUGCAGGGCGAGUGCAAACAAUGCACGUGCACGCCGGAGGGGGAUUACUGCCAAGACAUCGACUGCAGAGUGGACGGCGGCUGGACGCCCUGGUCCGUGUGGUCGGACUGCUCCGUCACGUGCGGCCUGGGGACCCACGUUCGAACCCGGGCCUGCAUCAACCCUCCGCCCCGGAACAACGGGUCGGCGUGCGGCGGGGCGGACCGGGAGAGCGACGGCUGCCGGACGCCCCCCUGCCUGGAUGACCUCUGCCCCUGGUCGCCGUGGUCGCCGUGCUCCCGGAGCUGCGGGGCGGGGUCGGCGACGCGGCGCAGGGCGUGCACGUGCGAGCCGGGGGGCGAGGCGGCGUGCCCCCCCGAGGUGGAGGCCAGGAGGGACGGCGAGGAGACGCAGCUGUGCUACGAGCAGCCCUGCCCAGCCUGCCCCAUGUCGGCCUGGAGCGUCUGGUCGCUCUGCUCCUGCGUCUCCCAGAGGCAGCAGCGGUACCGCGUGGCGCUGUCCUCGGCCACCAGGGGGCAGCAGUGCACCCCGGUGGAGAGUCAGAGCAGAGCCUGCUCCAGCCGGCAGUGCCAGGAUUGCGAAGCUCCCUUCGUCUUCAUGUCCUGCGGUUCUCCCUGCCAGAAGCAGAACACAGAGUCUGUCCACAACCUGACAGCCUCGUCUUUCCUCUUCUUCCUUCAGGGCCUCCUGCAGCUGAACGGCAGCUGCGUCCGUCCGGAGGAGUGCGGCUGCGUCCACCUGCGGCCCGGCGCCUCGGGGGAGCCGCCCACGCCCGUCAGGGUGCCGCCGGGGUCGGAGGUCACGGUGGGCUGCAGCACCUGCCUCUGCCAUGACGGGACUCUGCACUGCGACAGCCGGGACUGUGAAGUCGUCCUCAGCGAGUGGUCGGAGUGGACGCCCUGCUCCCCCUGCCAGCCCUCCUCCUCCUCCUCCUCCGCCCUGCAGUUCCUCCCCCCGCCAGCAGGGGCGGGCGGCGCCACCCUGGUCUCCGUCCAGCGGCGCUUCAGGGCCUGUCUGGACCUGGACUCCGGUCGGCCCGUCCCCCCCGGGGAGGACGGCCAGUGUGAGGGUCCGCUGGUGGAGGACAGGCCCUGUCCGGACGCCGACGUCUGCACAGAUCUGUGCGUGUGGAGCUCGUGGAGCGCCUGGACGGCGUGCGCAGAGCCGUGCAGCGGCGGCGUCCGGCAGCGCUACAGACGGCCGCUGGCCGCCCCCGCAGGACCCCGCUGCCGCAGCCAGCAGACGCAGAGCCAGAGCUGCAACACGGGGCUGUGUCCAGGUGAACGCUGUGAGGACCGCGGCCGGACGUACCAGGAGACGUGCGCCAACCAGUGUCCUCGCAGCUGCGCCGACCGGUGGGAGCACGUGCAGUGUCUGCAGGGAGCCUGCCACGCCGGCUGCCGGUGUCCAGACGGACAGCUGCUGCAGGACGGCCGCUGCGUCCCGGUGGCGGAGUGCCGCUGCGGUAUCCCAUCAGGCAACGGGACGCUGGAGUUCCGGCCCGGGGAGGAGCUGGCGGUGGACUGCAACACCUGCGCCUGUGAGAACGGCACCCUGCUGUGCGGCCGGCUGCCCUGCCCGCUCUACCGGCCCUGGAGUCCCUGGAGCGCCUGCUCGGCGUCCUGUGGGCGUGGCCUGACGACGCGGACCCGCCUGUGCCAGCGGGCGGAGGACGGCCCCCCCUGCGGAGAGACGGCGCAGACGGAGCGCUGCGCCCUGCCGCCCUGCCCAGGUGGAGGCUCCCCGCUCCGUCCGGCUCCGCAGGUGUUCACUGCCUGCUCUGCGUCUUGUCCCUACACCUGCGAGGACCUGUGGCCACACACUCAGUGUUUACCUGGACCGUGCACACCGGGCUGCUCAUGCCCGCCUGGAGAGGUUCUGCUGGCUGGUUCCUGUGUGUCUCCUGCAGACUGUCCCUGCUCCCCGCUCUCGUUGCCCUUUGACCUCCACAGCUGGAAUGUCAGCGACGAGAACUUCACACACACUCUGCUGCCGCCUGGAACCGCCGUCCCCUACCGCUGCAACACCUGUGUGUGCCGAGACGGGGCGUUCCACUGCACCACUGAGCUCUGCGAUGUGUGUCCUGAGGGCGAGCAGUGGAGGAGGAGGCGCACCUCGGAGGAGCCGCGGGAGGCCCGGGAGCCGCCGGAGCUGCGGCCCUGUGAGCGGAGCUGCCAGGACAUCUACUCCCCGUCUCCGGUCAACUGCAGCCGCCGGGCGGAGGGCUGCGCCUGCCAGGAGGGCCGCUACCGGGCCCCGGGGGGCGCCUGCACCAUCCCCGCACUCUGCCCCUGCUACGACCAGGACCAGCUGCGCCAGGCUGGCUCGCAGUGGGAGGAGGGCUGCCUGUCGUGCAGCUGUGUGAACGGGAGGAAGACGUGUCGGCUGAGCUGCCCGCCUCUUCUGUGUGACGAGGAGGAGGUGAAGGUGGAGGAGCCCGGCAGCUGCUGCCCAGUCUGCAGGAGGCCGUUUCCAGAGGAGCCGGCGGCCGAGUGUCGUCGCUACGUCGAGGUCCGGAACAUCACCAAGGGGGCCUGUCGGCUGGACAACGUGGAGGUCAGCUCCUGCAGGGGGCGCUGCCUGUCCAGGACCGACGUCAUCCUGGAG
Molecule: messenger RNA, 15762 nt
Organism: Salarias fasciatus (jewelled blenny)
Lineage: Eukaryota; Metazoa; Chordata; Actinopteri; Blenniiformes; Blenniidae
Gene: sspo
Product: SCO-spondin
Exons: 109
Cellular component (GO): extracellular matrix
Molecular function (GO): protein binding
Source: RefSeq, a predicted model, not a curated record